AUGGCUGUGGGAAUUAUUGGGGGUGGAGGUGCAAUGCCAUUGGAGGUAGGGCUUCGUAGUGGAGCAGCUCUUCUUUUGUUAUACAGUUGGAUGAAAAUUGGGAGCGACUCUAUUAAACGUAGAGGACGACCACCAGGGCCACCAGGAUGGCCGAUUGUUGGCAAUAUGUUUGAUCUUGGAACGUCGCCACACCAAACCUUCUAUAAACUUCGAGCUGAGUAUGGACCUGUCCUUUGGCUAAAGCUCGGUUUUGUAAACACCAUGGUCAUACAGUCCGCCUAUUCUGCAGCUGAAUUGUUCAAAAACCACGACCUUUCUUUCUCUGAUCGCAAGGCCACUGAAUCACUGACGGCCUUAGGCUACAACGAAUCAGCUUUGGCUGUUUGCGAGUAUGGUGCGUACUGGCGCAGGCUACGUCGUCUCUACACCAUUGAGCUAUUCGCCAGCAAACGAAUCCAGGAAUCGGCUCCACUUAGGGAAAAGUGCAUUGACAAGAUGGUCCGGUGGAUCGAGGAGGAUUCAAUAACAUCACGUGCACAAGGAGGCUCAGGGGAAGUAAAGCUAGUUAAGUACCUUUUCCUUAUGGCUUUCAACAUGGUUGGAAACCUCAUGUUUUCAAGAGACCUCCUGCAAAUGCAGUCCAAUGAAGGAGACGAAUUCUUCGAAGCCAUGAACAAGUUCAUGGAAUGGGCCAUGAAGCCUAAUGUGGCGGAUUUUUUUCCAUUUUUGAAAUGGCUCGACCCACAAAGGAUCAAGAGGAACAUGGCCCGAGAUAUGGGACGAUGCAUGAAAAUUAUCACUGGAUUAGUCGAUGAGAGGGUUCAAGAGAAGCAAUUAGGAAGAGACGAUGUGAAAAACGACUUCUUGGAUGUGUUGUUGGCAUACGAAAGUGAUGGGAAAGAAGGGCCUCAUAAGUUAUCAGAGUCGACUGUGAAUAUCAUCAUCUUGGAAAUGUUUUUUGGUGGAUCAGAAACUACAACCAGCACAAUCGAAUGGGUAAUGACAGAGCUAUUACGCAAUCCUAGGUCGAUGAAAAAGGUCAAAGACGAGCUUGAUCAAGCCGUUGGGCCCAAUGUAAAAGUAAAAGAGAGUGACA
Molecule: messenger RNA, 1096 nt
Organism: Ilex paraguariensis (yerba mate)
Lineage: Eukaryota; Viridiplantae; Streptophyta; Magnoliopsida; Aquifoliales; Aquifoliaceae
Source: the annotation of a GenBank genome assembly